Messenger RNA from Vigna unguiculata (cowpea), 777 nucleotides. NCBI's taxonomy places the organism in Eukaryota, Viridiplantae, Streptophyta, Magnoliopsida, Fabales, Fabaceae. The record is from RefSeq and is a predicted model, not a curated record.
AUGCCGAAGAGUGUUGAAAAGGAACUCAUCAAAAUACAAAGAAAUUUUCUCUGGGGUUGGGGAUCUGAAGUUAAGAAAAUAGCAUGGGUAAGUUGGGAAAAUAUUUGUAAGCCAAAGGAGAUGGGGGGUUUAGGUAUUAGAGAUAUUGGGAACUUUAACACAGCGCUCCUAGCCAAAUGGAAGUGGAGAUUGGGAGUGGAAGAUCAUGGAGUAUGGAAACAGAUCUUGGAUUCAAAGUAUGGUUCAUGGAGGGUACUCAAUGAAGCUAAUACCUCUAGGGCAGCUUCAAAGUGGUGGAAAGACAUCCACAAAGUGUGUGGAAAUACUGAGAGUGGGCGUUGGUUUGACAACUGCAUAGAGUGGGUGAUUGGUGAAGGAAAAAAGGUCAAACUUUGGGAAGAUAAAUGGAUAGGGGAAGAAUCACUUUGUCAUAAGUUCCCUAGACUGUACUCUAUAUCAGAAUGUAAAGGAAAAUCACUACAAGAGGUAGGACAUUGGGAAGAGAACGAAUGGAUUUGGGAUCUAACUUGGAGGAGACAGAGACUAUUAUGGGAGACAGUGUUGGAGGAACAAUUCCUUCAAAUACUCAUCAACCGAAGCCCUACUAAAGGGAAUCCAGAUAUGUGGAAAUGGAAGGAAGAAGGGGAAGGUAUAUACACAGUUAGGUCUGCUUAUAAUAGACUGCAAGGAACCCGUGAUGGGGGAGAGAAUAGAGUGUUUGAAAUUUUGUGGAAAAUGAGAGUUCCGCCGAAGGUAAAUGCAUGGGUAAACAGAUGA